AUGUCACGGUCACCGGAUGAUCACAGAGAUAGCCAUAGAAAGAGGUCUCGUCCUCAAUCCGACUACGACGACAACAAUGGCGGAAGCAAAAGGAGACACCGCAGCGACGACAGAGAUUCACACUCACACUCACACUCGCAUUCGCAUUCGCAUUCACUAGUCAUCGAUCGUGACGAUACUGUAUUCCGAUACCUCUGCCCGGUUAAGAAGAUCGGGAGCGUCAUCGGCAGAGGAGGUGAUAUCGUCAAGCAAUUGAGAACGGAGACCAGAUCGAAAAUCAGAAUCGGCGAGGCGAUUCAAGGAUGCGACGAGCGCGUGAUCACGAUCUAUUCCCCUAGCGACGAGACUAAUCCCUCUGGAGACGAAGAGAAAGUUCUCUCUCCCGCGCAGGACGCGUUGUUCAAGAUCCAUGACAGAGUGGUCGCAGAUGAUGCGCAGAGCGACGACGGGAGCUCUGAAGGAGGAGAGCAGCAAGUCACCGCAAGGCUGCUCGUUCCUUCUGAUCAGAUUGGAUGCAUUCUCGGGAAAGGUGGCCAGAUCGUGCAGAAUAUCCGGAGUGACACUGGUGCUCACAUUCGCAUCAUCAAGGACCGAAACAUGCCUCUGUGUGCCUUGAAUUCUGAUGAGCUCAUUCAGAUAUCUGGAGAAGUGCUCAUUGUUAAGAAGGCUCUACAUGAGAUUGCAUCACGCCUUCAUGGAAACCCUUCACGCACUCAGAACCUACUCUCUUCUGCGAUGGCCGCCGGGGGAUAUCCUGCUGGCUCACUCAUGAGCCAUGCGGGUGGUGCUCGGCUCGUAGGGAUAGCACCGCUGAUGGGCUCCUAUGGGGGAUACAAAGGUGAGGCUGGAGAUUGGUCACGCCCUUUGUACCAAGCUCCUAGAAACGAGGCGCCGGCAACGGAUUUCUACAUUCGGCUGGUUUCACCAGUUGAGAACAUUGCGAGUGUUAUUGGUAAAGGCGGUGCUCUGAUCAAUCAGCUUCGGCAGGAGACUAGAGCAACCAUUAAAGUUGAUAGCACUAGAACUGAAGGGAACGAUUGUUUGAUAACUAUAUCAGCAAGAGAGGUUUUUGAGGAUGCGUAUUCUCCAACCAUAGAGGCAGUUAUGCGGCUGCAACCAAAAUGCAGCGACAAGGUGGAGAGAGAUUCUGGACUUGUUUCGUUCACCACUCGUCUUCUGGUGCCAAGUUCUAGGAUUGGUUGUAUUCUUGGCAAAGGAGGAUCUAUCAUAAGUGAGAUGAGACGAAUGACCAAAGCUAACAUCCGUGUACUCGGGAAGGAAAAUCUUCCGAAAGUUGCAUCUGAAGAUGAUGAGAUGGUUCAGAUUUCUGGAGAACUUGAUGUUGCCAAGGACGCUCUCAUACAAAUUACAUCGAGAUUAAGAGCCAACGUUUUUGACCGGGAAGGGGCUGUUGCUGCACUCAUGCCGGUCUUGCCUUAUGUUCCUGUUGCACCAGAACAUGCUGAUAGAUUAGACUAUGAUAGUAGAGAUAGCAGAAGACCUGAACGCAGGAAUCAUUAUGGUUCAAGUGGAUUGCCUGCUGAAGGUUAUUCGUCUUAUGGUGCGCCGGUUGGUGGUAGUAGUAGUACUCCAUAUGGAGUGUAUGGAGGUUAUGCAUCUGGACGCAGUGGCAGUUCUGGGUUAUCCAGCCAUUCCUCGAGCCAUCGUCGCAGAAACCAUGAUUACUAG
This is a messenger RNA of Microthlaspi erraticum, 1689 nucleotides long. The record is from the annotation of a GenBank genome assembly. Lineage: Eukaryota; Viridiplantae; Streptophyta; Magnoliopsida; Brassicales; Brassicaceae.